AUGGUCGUCCUGGGCCAUCUACUCAUCGAGGGCCCUGUCAAGGUCCUCAGACGGAAAUUGGAUAUGAUAACCCAGUGGAAAGCUUGGGCAGCCGAACUUGAACCGGCCGAGGCUGAACUGCACAAAUCCUUGGCCCCUUCUGUUGCCGAAGUGGUCAAGGGGAAGCGCCUGCUCCUCCUUGAUCGCAUAGCCAAAUCCUUGCAAUGGCCUGACACCCGCUUGCAUCAGGAUAUGACCAGUGGUUUCAAGAUCGUGGGCGAGGAGUUCCCGAGCGGAAUUUUCCCCCUUGAGCCUCGACCAGCGACCCUCACGCCUGAGGAGUUGCUGGCUCAGUCUCGAUCAACCAAGCCCUUGAUCUGGGGACAGAUCAACGACUCUCCGCUGGAUGCGAACUCUCGCGAGCUUUUUGAAAUCACUGAGGCUGAAUACCGCGAGAAGGGAUGGCUUGAGCAACCACGCACUUGGGAGGAACUUGAGCUUUUGUUCGGGGAUUGGCUCCCGGCCAAAAGGUUUGGUGUGCGCCAACGCGACAAAUUGCGCCCCAUCGACGACUUAGCCGCCAACGGUGCAAACAGCGCAUUUGCCGCUUGUGACAAACUCACCUUGCGUGCCUUCGACGAGCUUGUUUGGUGUGCCACUUACUGCGAGUACUUGUGCAAAAAGGAGCCGUCCACCUUGUCCUCUCCUGUGGUCGGGAUCAAGACCGACCGCGCCCGCCCCUUGUUGAAAACUAUCGACUUGAAGGCGGCGUAUAAACAGCUACCGCUCCACCCGGAGCAUCGCAGGUUUUGUGUGGUCUUCUUGAAACAUCCGGACAGCAGUCAAGUGCGGGGCUACGCAUCAAGAGUCCUUCCCUUCGGGGCCUCGGGGAGUGUGACUUGCUUUAACAGGGUUGCACGCCUGAUUCUUCAGGAAGCCUGGAUCUUGAACUGUAACUAUUUUGAUGAUUUUCCGGUGUUGGAGUUAUCCGCCCUGUCGGGGAGCGCCGACUCCACAGCCCAUUGCAUACCUGACCUACUCGGCUUCGAGUGCUCUACCGAGAAGGAAGAGCCGUUCAAGAGCAGUGCCGACGUCUUGGGAGUCACGGUAGACCUCUCUUGUGAAGACUUGUCCGAGGUGCGUGUGCGCAACCGGGAGGUAAAGUGCUGCGAGGUGGCCGCCUCUGUCGAUGAGGUUCUUGAUAGGGGCGCCAUCCGGUCUGCGGAAAUCGCUUCCCUCUUCGGGAGGAUCCAGUUUCUUGAAGGGCAACUCAUGGGACGCAUGGGGCGACUGGCUUUGUCUGAGCUUCGCUCCCUUGGGACUUCCGGGGGAAUCCUCAAGCUUGGGGACUCAGAACGUCAUGCCUUCCAGAAUCUUCGUGAGCGUUUGCUUCAUGGGCCGCCCCGGGCGAUCUCCGCUCGCCCACCUGGGGCGAAUGUUAUUGUGUUUACAGGGGGCUUGCGAGCCGGAGGGUGGUAG
Symbiodinium sp. CCMP2592 is the source of this 1458-nucleotide messenger RNA. The record is from the annotation of a GenBank genome assembly. Lineage: Eukaryota; Dinophyceae; Suessiales; Symbiodiniaceae.